AUGCUUCCCUUCUGUUGUGUCUCUACACACUCCGAUCACUCGCCGUUACCGGAACAACCAUCGCUCUCUAUGUACGCCGCUUCCCCGAAAACUCCUUGCGGUUCCGCUAGAUCCCAACCUCUAAUCACCCGAUCUGCUUCUCAACGAUAUAACCAUCCCGCCGCUCAAUCCAAUCACCAUCUCCUCCAUAGUCUCUCGUUUAGCCACCACAACGACGCCGAUCGAUUAGGCCAACGCGUAUUAGCUUUGCCUAGAGAAACGCCGGUGGAUGUUCAGAUCAACGAUAUCGCCGGGAAUGCGAUUGCUGGGAUACUCUAUAAAUGGGUCAACUAUGGUAAAGGAUGGAGACCUAGAUGGUUUGUUUUGCAGGAUGGUGUUGUUUCUUAUUAUAAAAUCCAUGGACCUGAUAAGAUCUUCGUUAGCCGUGACACUGAGAAAGGAUCCAAAGUCAUCGGAGAUGAGUCCACUCGUAUGAUCUCUAGGCAUAACCGUCACGCCGGCAAUCAUCACCACCGCCGCAAGCCAUUCGGAGAAGUCCAUCUCAAGAUUUCAUCGAUUAGGGAGAGUAGAUCAGAUGAUAAGAGAUUUUCGAUAUUCACUGGUACCAAGAGGCUACACUUACGUGCAGAGACGAGAGAGGACCGAGCAGCUUGGAUGGAGGCUUUACAAGCCGUCAAAGAUAUGUUUCCAAGAAUGUCAAACUCCGAGUUGAUGGCACCGACUAACAGUUUGGGCAUCUCGAUGGAGAAGCUUAGGCUGCGUCUGGUUGAGGAAGGAGUGAGUGAGUCAGCCAUUCAAGACUGCGAGCAAAUCACCAGGUCGGAGUUCUCGGCAAUACAGAGCCAGCUUUUGCUUCUCAAGCAGAAGCAGUGGCUUCUCAUUGAUACACUCAGGCAACUAGAGACAGAAAAGGUAGAUCUGGAGAACACGGUUGUAGAUGAGAGUCAACGACAAGCUGACAACGGAGACUCAGAUGGAACUGCUAGUGAAUCCGACGAUGAUAAUGAACGAUUUGAUGCUGCUGAGGAAGAAAUUGAUACAUGCGACUCUCUUUCUUCAAGUUCUUUCAAAAGUAUUGGAUCUGCUUUUCGUACAUCAUCAUUUUCUUCAGAUGAUGACGGGCUUAAUAUUGGCUUUGAGUCUGAAGAUGAUAUUGAUCCUUCCAUCAAGUCUAUUGGUUUUAACUAUCCUCAUGUCAAACGAAGGAAAAAGUUACCUGAUUCGGUUGAAAAGGAGAAAAGUGUGAGCCUUUGGUCAAUGAUCAAAGACAACAUCGGCAAGGAUCUCACCAAAGUCUGUCUUCCUGUUUACUUCAACGAGCCACUCUCUUCUCUACAGAAAUGCUUUGAGGAUUUGGAAUAUUCAUACCUUCUUGACCGGGCAUCUGAAUGGGGGAAAAGGGGAAAUAACCUCAUGAGGAUUCUGAAUGUAGCUGCUUUUGCUGUAUCUGGUUAUGCGUCAACCGAAGGAAGAAUCUGCAAACCUUUUAAUCCAAUGUUAGGGGAAACAUACGAGGCUGACUAUCCAGACAAAGGCCUUCGAUUUUUCUCGGAAAAGGUGAGUCAUCAUCCAAUGAUUGUGGCAUGCCAUUGUGAUGGGACAGGAUGGAAAUUCUGGGGUGAUAGCAAUUUGAAGAGCAAAUUUUGGGGUCGAUCAAUUCAGCUUGAUCCUAUUGGUGUAUUGACUUUGCAGUUUGAUGAUGGUGAAAUAGUGCAGUGGAGUAAGGUGACUUCAUCGAUAUACAAUCUCAUACUUGGUAAAUUGUACUGCGAUCACUACGGAACAAUGCGAAUCGAAGGCAACGGUGAAUACUCAUGUAAACUUAAAUUCAAGGAACAGUCGAUGAUCGACAGAAACCCUCACCAAGUUCAAGGUAUAGUAGAAGACAAAAAUGGCAAAACAGUGGCUAAGCUGUUUGGAAAAUGGGAUGAGAGUAUGCACUAUGUGAUUGGUAAUCAAGGAAAGGCUAACGAAUCCCAUCUUCUGUGGAAGCGAAACAAACCUCCCGAAAACCCGACAAAGUAUAACCUAACACGGUUUGGGAUGACUUUGAACGAGCUAACGCCUGGUUUAAAGGAGAAGUUGCCGCCAACGGAUUCAAGACUUAGACCGGACCAGAGGCAUUUGGAGAAAGGAGAGUUUGAGAUGGGAAACGCGGAGAAGUUGAGGCUGGAACAGAGACAAAGACAGGCGAGAGAGAUGCAGGAGAGAGGCUGGAAACCAAAGUGGUUUAGAAAAGAGGAAGGGAGUGAUACAUACAGAUACAUUGGAGGUUAUUGGGAAGCUCGAGAUUCUGGUCGUUGGGAUGAUUGUCCUGACAUUUUUGGCCAGCUUAUCAAGUAA
This is a messenger RNA of Arabis nemorensis, 2343 nucleotides long. The record is from the annotation of a GenBank genome assembly. NCBI's taxonomy places the organism in Eukaryota, Viridiplantae, Streptophyta, Magnoliopsida, Brassicales, Brassicaceae.